Messenger RNA from Halichondria panicea, 907 nucleotides. RefSeq names its product dihydrofolate reductase-like. Gene Ontology annotation, cellular component: mitochondrion. The record is from RefSeq and is a predicted model, not a curated record. NCBI's taxonomy places the organism in Eukaryota, Metazoa, Porifera, Demospongiae, Suberitida, Halichondriidae. Gene Ontology annotation, biological process: glycine biosynthetic process; dihydrofolate metabolic process; folic acid metabolic process. The transcript is spliced from 7 exons. Gene Ontology annotation, molecular function: dihydrofolate reductase activity; NADP binding. Bases 174 to 755 code for a protein of 193 amino acids.
CACUUUUCCGUUUUGGUAAAGAUCGUUAACGUAGGUAAUACUGGUAAAGGUCGAUAUAGUUCAAACGGAAAAUCAAGGCUUAGUUGUUGCACACGUGGAGGAGACUAACACUUCAUAGGACAAAGAGAGGGAGCUACAAGUCUUGACCCCUGACCCCUGUGGACGUUAUACUGAUGUCUUCUGCUAGUGGUCUACAGAUUUACCUGAUUGCUGCCAAGGAGAUCAGGAAUGGUAUAGGCAAUAAAGGAAAACUACCGUGGCCAAGAUUAAAGACUGACUUGUCAUUCAUGGAGGCUAUAACAAAAGAAACUCGAAAUGACAGAAAACAGAAUGCAGCUAUCAUGGGCCGACGUACAUGGGAGUCUAUACCGCCCAGGUUUAGGCCGUUGCCAGGGAGAUACAAUAUUGUCCUCUCAAGCAAACCACCAGAUGAGAUCCCCCCCGGUGCUCAUCUGGUUUCCCCCUCCCUCUCCUCCGCUCUAGAUAGCCUCCAAACCACACCCCUUUGUCAGGAGAUCGAGGACGUCUGGAUAUUCGGUGGGACCUCUGUGUAUGAAGAAGCAAUGAGACACAAGGAUUGCCAACGGCUGUACAUAACGGAAGUGCUACAGGAGUUUCCCUGUGAUGCUUUCUUCCCACACAUCGACACCUCCUUGUACAAGAUUAUUGAUCACUCAGAUGAUGGACGAGUGCCGCAGGGAGAAUUGGAGGAGAAUGGAGUUAAAUACAAGUUUGUUGUGUAUCAGAGACAAUAAAUAACUUUUAGCGGACGUUACUUACUGUCAUUAACGAACAUUGUCAUUAGUAUACAAACUGUACCUAGUAUUUUAUUUUGUCCAUGAUUUGUUCUCAAUGUGCAUUAUUUUGUAUAAUUUUAAUUGUUCCUAACUCUAGAAGUAGGACUGCA